Parnassius apollo (apollo) is the source of this 1824-nucleotide messenger RNA. NCBI's taxonomy places the organism in Eukaryota, Metazoa, Arthropoda, Insecta, Lepidoptera, Papilionidae. The record is from the annotation of a GenBank genome assembly.
UUGUCCCAGCCGGAUAUAACGCAAAAACUGACGGAGCGCAUAGAUGAUCUGAAGCAGAGAAUCGCUGCUUGGGGAAAGCGGAUUCGGCGAUAUGCCGAGAGGUCGACACAGUUUAACCAGAAUCGUCUCUUCCAGAGUGAUCAGAAGAGGCUCUAUGAAUCAUUGGAGCGACCAAUGGUAAGUGAAACGGGCCCAGCACCGAAUCAGGCCGACAAUGUAGCAUUCUGGCGCGGCCUGUGGUCAGAGCCCGUAAACCACAACGAGGGCCCUUGGAGAGAAAUUGUGGCGAGUCAGUGUGCGAGUACAACACCAAUGGACCCCGUCAUUAUAACACCGGAUGACGUAGCUCAGGCGGUCCGUAGGGCCCCGAACUGGAAAAGUCCGGGACUCGACGGGCUGCAUCACUACUGGCUGAAGGGAGCUUGUACACUAAGUAAAAUGUAUGUGUUAAUAAGAAGCAAAAAGGAUAAACGGCCGAAUGAAAGACUCGUAGAAGUCUUAAAAGAUCCGUUAUUCGAUGAGUUACGCAAAGAGAAACCAAAUUUUGCGGACAAGAUAUCUAUAAUACAAGGAGACAUCAGCGAAAUUAGAUUGGGAAUGAGUGAUGAAGAUUGGAAUACAGUCAGCAACCAAGUACACGUUAUUUUCCAUAUUGCAGCGAACGUCAGAUUCGAUGUACAAAUAAAAACUGCGUUGCUGAUGAACGCACGCGGCACCCGAGAAGCUUUGCGUCUAGGCACUGACUGUAAGAACCUCCGAUCAUUCGUGUACGUGUCCACGGCAUAUACACACGCAACUCGCGACCGUAUUGGUAUGGUAGUACCCGAACAGUUCUACGAAAGUCCAGCGCCACCCGACGCAAUGAUACAAAUGGCCGAGACGAUGUCGGAUGAGAAAUUGGAUGCUAUGACACCCGCGCUUAUCGGCAAGUGGCCCAACACCUACUCAUUUUCAAAGGCCGUUUCCGAGGAAAUUGUUCGUACAAUGGCCGUGAAUCUGCCCGUUUGCGUAAUCAGACCAGCAAUUGUUAUAUCUACGUAUCGAGAUCCCAUUCCCGGUUGGCUGGAUAUUAGCAGUGCAUAUGGACCAAGCGGUAUUAUAAUAGGGGUGGCCCUCGGUAUCACACAUAUAACUUACGGCGACGAAAAUAUUAAGUUGGAUAUAGUGCCUGCCGACAUGGUGAACAACGCAACUAUUGUCGCAGCGUAUGAAACUGCCAGAAGACAGGACACGAAGACGACAAAGAUUUACACUGUGACCAGCUCUAGAAAUCCUAUUUUAUUUGGUAAAAUGGCGGAUAUCCUUUUGAAUGUAGGGGAAAAGAUUGCCACUACGAAAGCUAUUUGGUACAGCUACACUAAGGAAAUUAAAUAUAAGUAUGUAUAUAUUUUGUUGACUUGGUUACUACACUUCAUCCCUGCAUACAUUUUGGAUGGUGUAUGUCUAUUGAUCGGAAAGCCUCGCAUGUUCGUGAACAUUUAUAAAAAAGUGGAAAAAUUGAGUUUAGCGCUUGGUUUUUUUACAACACACGACUGGAUUUUCAAAGACGACAAUCUGCGUGACCUGUAUCAAAGUAUAUCGCCAGUUGACCAGAAAAUAUUUAAUUUUGAUAUAAUGUCUGUUGACUGGGAAGAGAAAUUGAGCUUUUGGGCUGCCGGUGUUGUGAAGUAUCUGCUAAAGGACGACCUCAAAAACAAAGACAAGGCGUUAAGAAAAAAAUCGAUGUUUAGAAUUUUACACUACAUUGUAUCGGUGCUAUAUCUAUACGUUCUAUGGAAAUUAUUUAAAUUCUGUAUCGACAUGCUAUUACAUUUGUUAAUGUGA